This is a messenger RNA of Fulmarus glacialis (Northern fulmar), 2513 nucleotides long. It is a transcript of the gene CACNB2, whose product is annotated as calcium channel, voltage-dependent, beta 2 subunit. Gene Ontology annotation, molecular function: protein binding; high voltage-gated calcium channel activity. Lineage: Eukaryota; Metazoa; Chordata; Aves; Procellariiformes; Procellariidae. Bases 1 to 1920 code for a protein of 639 amino acids. Gene Ontology annotation, cellular component: voltage-gated calcium channel complex. Gene Ontology annotation, biological process: calcium ion transmembrane transport; neuromuscular junction development; regulation of voltage-gated calcium channel activity. The record is from RefSeq and is a predicted model, not a curated record. The transcript is spliced from 14 exons.
AUGGAGGUUUUGGCUGCUGCUUUGCCGUCGGAGGAAUGGGGUCAGGACAGUGAAAUCCAGGAGCCUGUUGGGAACUUCUCUAAGCUGCAAAAAGGUAUUCGGGUUUGCUGUCAUGAAGUAGGGGAUGCAUUUUCAUAUCCUCUUUUUCGAGAAGAAAUGGAAGCAACUCCUUUCGCAGUGGAGCCAAAUUACAAUAGAAAUCAUCCUCUGUGUGUGUGUUUGUACAUAUGCACGUGUUUGUACGGGAAAUCUUCAUGCUGUUCAUCUUUUGUUUUGCAGACAAAACCUGUUGCAUUUGCAGUUCGGACAAAUGUUGGGUACAGUGCAGCUCAUGAUGACGAUGUUCCAGUCCCAGGCAUGGCCAUCUCAUUUGAGGCUAAAGAUUUUCUUCAUGUUAAAGAAAAAUUUAAUAAUGACUGGUGGAUAGGACGGUUGGUAAAAGAAGGCUGUGAAAUAGGAUUCAUACCAAGCCCAGUCAAACUAGAAAACAUGAGGCUGCAGCAUGAACAAAAGGCAAAACAAGGAAAAUUCUACUCCAGUAAAUCAGGAGGAAACUCUUCAUCCAGUUUGGGUGACAUCGUUCCUAGUUCCAGAAAAUCGACGCCUCCAUCAUCUGCUAUAGACAUAGAUGCCACUGGCUUAGAUGCAGAAGAAAAUGAUAUUCCAGCAAACCAUCGCUCCCCCAAACCCAGUGCAAACAGUGUAACAUCACCCCACUCCAAAGAGAAAAGAAUGCCCUUCUUUAAGAAGACAGAGCACAUCCCUCCCUAUGAUGUAGUGCCUUCUAUGCGACCAGUAGUUUUAGUGGGGCCUUCUCUGAAGGGAUACGAGGUAACAGAUAUGAUGCAAAAAGCAUUAUUUGAUUUUUUAAAACAUAGAUUCGAAGGGCGUAUAUCAAUUACACGAGUCACAGCAGACAUCUCGCUUGCCAAACGCUCCGUAUUAAACAACCCCAGUAAGCAUGCGAUAAUAGAGCGUUCUAACACAAGAUCAAGCUUAGCUGAAGUUCAAAGUGAAAUUGAACGGAUUUUUGAAUUAGCAAGGACACUGCAGUUGGUAGUGCUUGAUGCUGAUACCAUUAACCACCCAGCUCAACUAAGCAAAACCUCUCUGGCUCCCAUUAUAGUAUAUGUAAAGAUUUCUUCUCCUAAGGUUUUACAGAGGUUAAUAAAAUCUCGAGGGAAAUCUCAGGCCAAACACCUUAAUGUUCAGAUGGUGGCAGCUGAUAAACUGGCACAGUGUCCUCCUGAGAUGUUCGAUGUAAUUCUUGAUGAGAACCAGCUUGAAGAUGCUUGUGAGCACCUUGCUGACUACCUGGAAGCCUACUGGAAGGCCACACAUCCACCUAGCAGCAAUCCUCCUAACCAGCUUCUCACUCGCACACUUGCAACAGCCACUCUUCCUAUUAGCCCAGGUUCAAAUAUUAAUUUACAGGGAUCUCAAGGAGACCAGAGGAAUGACCAUUCAGUCCCUGAACGCAGCGGUUCACAAAUUGAAGAGGAAGCACGGGUUGAACCCAUCAAGAAAUCCCAGCAUCGCUCUUCCUCAAGCCAACACCACAACCAUCGCAGUGGUGUUAGAGGCCUUUCUAGGCAAGAAACUUUUGACUCAGAAACACAAGACAGCAGAGAUUCGGCUUACGUAGAGCCAAAGGAGGACUACUCACAUGAGCACAGUGACCACUAUGAUUCUCACAGGGAUCACAAUCAUAGAGACGAGUCCCAUGGGAGCAGUGAUCACAGACAUAGAGAAUCAAGGCAUCGCUCAAAGGAGAGGGACCGCGAGCAGGACCACAAUGAAUGCAACAAACAGCGUAGUCGUCAUAAAUCAAGGGACCAAUAUUGUGACAAGGAUGGGGAAGUGAUAUCGAAAAAACGUAAUGACGCAGAAUGGAACAGGGAUGUUUACAUCCGUCAGUAACUUUUGCCUCCGGCAGUCUUGUGUUUCUUUGAAGUCUUGUAACAAUGCCCUUUGAAAAUAUCUUUGGGUUCUUCAUUGCAGAACAUAUGGUAUCCUUCUGUAUGCUGAUUUGUAUUGCUGUUGCUUGCAUAGCAAUAGCAUGAAAUAGAAUAUUCAUAUACUUAUUUUUUUGGUUAGUGCUAUAUGAAUUAGCGAAGUACAACUGCAGAGUUCCUGAUGUUGUACUAUGCCAUUUUUCAAGCAUUUUUCGUAGCUGCCACUUGAACAAUAUCUGUUGCCAUCAAGGUGUUGUUAGUGUUUUUUAAAAAAAGGUACAUUUGAUGUUUAAUAACUUCCCGUGUAUUCAGCAAGCCAGAAUCAGCACAUAAAAAAUCUAAAACUUUUUGUCUGCUCUGAUUUUUGAUUUGUAUGCACUUGAUUUGCAUAUUGAUUUAAGAGCCACUCUCUGUUGCUUGUACCUCUGGUGGACUCCAUUUGAAGACAGAAUUCAGUCUUGCCUUACACACAGGGGAUCAUAAAGUCCAAAUCUAUUUUCUAUGUACUGGUACUGUGUACUGUAUAUACAGUUUAUAAAUGUUAUUUCUGCAGACACC